This is a messenger RNA of Fibroporia radiculosa, 1404 nucleotides long. RefSeq lists its product as uncharacterized. The record is from RefSeq and is a predicted model, not a curated record. The transcript is spliced from 4 exons. NCBI's taxonomy places the organism in Eukaryota, Fungi, Basidiomycota, Agaricomycetes, Polyporales, Fibroporiaceae. The coding region runs from base 1 to 1404 and encodes 467 amino acids.
AUGGCUAUACCACCCACGUCUGCUUACUUAUCCACUUCGGGGCACGAGGGAAUUUCGCAGGAUGAACCGGGCGAGCCUGACCUGGUUAGUGAGGAUGGCAGAGGAAUGCGCUCAUUUGACAUCACACGUGAGGCAGCUAUCGUUUCCGCAGAGCCUCGACAUCCACACUUUGAGACUCCUACCGAAAUGUCGAUACAGCUUCCAGUCGAAAUUUGGGAGCGUAUAAUCGACCAUCUGGGAGAACGGUUCGACCCAGGAGAGGAUAUGUGGACAUAUGGAUUAGUCUGCCGGGCGUGGUACCAUCGCACUCGCUUCCAUGCUCUACGACACGUUUCGCUCACCAGCAAGAAAGCCGCUUACAGCCUUGUGAAGAUGAUGGAGCGCAAUGCGUAUUUCAGAAGUGCCGUGAGGCGCAUUUCCAUCCACGACAAUAUUGACGUACUCGGGACAAUAUCAGCAUGUCUGGCGAGGAGACUACCAAAGGCAGAUGCACUUCGAAUCUACAGCUGUGAAUGGUCUCCAGGACGACUUCACCCUCACAUAUUUAUGCAUAUCAGGGCUACGUUCGAGACCGUCACCAGCGUCUUCCUUGCCGACGUCGCAUUUCCGACCACAGCCGUGUUUGGGAGGCUCAUUUGCUCUCUCCCUCAAUUGUCGGCGUUCACGUGUAUGAACGUGACAUUCAAGAGACCAGGUUUCAGGCCAGGCUUUAUAAGUCCGAUGGGGCGUCCGUCGCUUACUUCCCUCAAUAUCCUGAAUGGUGAGGACGAUGACAGUCGGGAGCAUGCGGCAAUUAAAGAUAUACUUGAAUUUGUUGUCUCGGCCUCGAUGGUAACUCAUUUGCGGCAUAUCGGGCUGUUUGGAUGCGAGUCACUCAAUCCUAGUGUCUCUCAAAGACUAGUUGACUCUGCUGCAGCGUCGCUCUUGUCGAUCUAUGUUGUAUCGGCACCACUGUCAUCAACCUCCCCUGAUUUUUUGACUUUAGACUUUUCUGCUGCCAUAAAUUUGGAGACCCUCACACUGUGGCUUGACGACUGUCAUCUUGAACGAGCAGCCGAGUGCCUGGCUCGGGCUUUGCCAUCAAAACUUCGUGAAGUCAAGGUUGUUCGCUUCGUGGAUGAAGCUGAAGACGACUUAAUCGACAAGCUAUUUGACGACCACCAUGUCGCUGCCUACACGCGCAUUGAUCAACUUCUAUCUGGACCUCAGUAUAAGGUUUUGAACGAAGUUUCCUUUGAGCUGGUUAUAGAUGUAGACGCAAGUGAUAUGGAUGAAAUUCCCUCCGAGCGCAUUUGGCACGAGUUGUUCUCGCCCAGACUGCCAAGAUUACGGGAGCGUGGAGUUCUCCAGACUGCGGUCAUCAUUGACAGCCGUAGCAACAUGUUUCUUCCCGACGUCAUGUGA